This is a messenger RNA of Lolium perenne, 1318 nucleotides long. RefSeq names its product chloroplast envelope quinone oxidoreductase homolog. Lineage: Eukaryota; Viridiplantae; Streptophyta; Magnoliopsida; Poales; Poaceae. The record is from RefSeq and is a predicted model, not a curated record. Gene Ontology annotation, molecular function: oxidoreductase activity.
GCAUCAGCGCAUUGCACACCACCCACCUGUCUCUCUUUCUUCACUCUCUCUUCCCCUGUUUUCCUCUCUUCCGCACGAGCACGCAACAGUCCGCGGCCAUGGCGACUCCGAGGACUAUGAAGGCCGUGCAGUACGACAAGUAUGGCGGAGGAGCGGAAGGCCUCAAGCAUGUGGAGGUGCCGGUCCCGUCGCCGAAGAAGGGGGAGGUUCUGCUCAAGAUGGAGGCGGCCAGCAUCAACCCCAUCGACUGGAAGAUCCAGAAGGGCAUGCUCCGGCCAUUCCUCCCCGGAAAGUUCCCCUUCACGCCAGUUGGCGAUCUAGCCGGCGAAGUCGUGGAGCUGGGCAGCGGCGUCACCGGCUUCAAACCAGGCGACAAGGUCAUCUCGAUCAGCUUCCCGAGCGGCGGCGGACUCGCCGAGUACGCGGUGGCCCCAGCGGCGCUCACGGUGGCGAGACCGCCGGAGGUGUCGGCCGUCGAUGGCGCCUGCCUGCCGGCCGCCGCCAGCAGCGCGCUCCAGCUGCUCAAGGCCACGGGGGUCAGCUUCGACAAGAAGACGUCCGGCUCCACCGGGCCGAAGAACGUGCUGGUGACCGCGGCGUCCGGCGGCGUGGGCCACUACGCGGUGCAGCUGGCCAAGCUCGCCGGCCUACACGUGACGGCCACCUGCGGCGCGCGCAACGUGGCCUUCAUCCAGGGCCUGGGCGCCGACGAGGUGCUGGACUACAAGACGCCCGAGGGCGCGGCGCUGCGGAGCCCGUCCGGCAGGAGGUACGACGCGGUGGCGAACUGCGCGGCGGGGUUGUCCUGGCCGGCGCUUAAGGCAGUGCUGUCCGACGAGGGCGGCACGGCCGCAGACGUCACGCCGGGGGUCCGCGCCGCGCUAACGUCGCUCCUGCAGAAGGUGACGUUCGCCAAGAAGAGGCUGGCGCCGCUGAUGCUGACGCCCAGGAGAGAGGAGAUGGAGUGGCUGGUGGAGCUGGCGAGGCAGGGGAAGCUCAGGACGGCGGUGGACUCGAGGUACCCGCUGAGCAGAGCGCAGGAGGCGUGGGCGAAGAGCGUCGACGGGCACGCCACCGGCAAGAUCGUCGUGGAAAUUGGAGGCGCGGAGUGAGCAUGAGUCACUGUAUGAAUUGAUUAUUAGCAUGAUGCGACCAUUGGUAGCUACUAGGAUAAAGCCCGUGCUUCGCACCACCCAUGGCGCGGUUAGUGUCUACACUCAUACCUCUUUAUUUCAUGGCUCUCAUAUUGUCCCUAUUGCACCACCCAUCGAGAAUUUAUGACAAGCGAAAACACAAAGUUCUUGAAAGAAUUAUACAA